Staurois parvus is the source of this 393-nucleotide messenger RNA. The record is from the annotation of a GenBank genome assembly. NCBI's taxonomy places the organism in Eukaryota, Metazoa, Chordata, Amphibia, Anura, Ranidae.
AUGCCACCUGUCAGUGUCCAUCAAUGUCACCUGUCAGUGCUCAUCAAUGCCACCUGUCAGUGCCACAUCAAUGCCACAUAUCAGUGCCCACCAGUGCACAUCAAUGCCACAUAUCAGUGCCCAUCUGAGCUGCCUUUCAGUGCCACCUAUCAGUGCCAGUCAGUGCCACCUAUCAGUGCUGCCAAUCAGUGCCACCUAUCAGUGCCAGUCAGUGCCGUCUAUCAGUGCGCAUCAGUGCCGCCUAUCAGUGUUGCCUAUCAGUGCUGCCUAACAGUGCCAUCAGUGCCACCUAUCAGUGCCAGUCAAUGCCGCCUAUCAGUGCCGCCUAUCAGUGCCAUAUAUGAGUGCUGCCUUUCAGUGCCCAUCAGUGAUAUCUGUCAAUGUGCAUCAGUG